AUGGUUUUAAUAAAUUUCUAUCACAUUUAUUUUUGUUCUUAUUUGAAUUAAUAAUUAUGUGGAGUAGUGGAACUGUCAAAGCUACUUUACACAAUGAAGGAACUCCAGUUUUUGUCCCACGGUUCGAACUUAAAAUCUAAAUUCUCGGCAUAGGGCUAAAUAUAAUUGUAAAAGGUUAGGGAAAUUUAUUUACUUAUAGGGAUAUUAUCUAAUGGGAGGUUAUAAUAUCCAUAUUUUUCACUUAACCCAAAGAAAGCUCUUGAGAUCUUAUUAAAUUACAUCUAGGGAAUAUCUGAGUCUUCAAUAACUAUCAUUUGGGCCUAUGGUUUGUAUGAAUAUUCAGUGAUUUAUUUUACUGAUAUUAAUUAUUAAGGCAGAAAUUUAGCACUAAAGUUUUAUGAGUUAAACUCUGAUGCAUCUGCAAAGGAUUAAUUAUCUAAGGCAUAGUUUUCCUCUGAAAAUUAACUUUCCUCCUAUUGUUAACUACUCACUACUUCACUAGAUGAAUCAAUGGAUUAUUUGGGAAUUUAAGAGUCUCUAAAAACUCGAACAAAAUUUCUGGGACGUGGCCUAUAUGGUUAUUCCAUAUGCCAACCAUGUGGAACUAUAAAGGCACAGUCAGAUUAAGGGGUCUAUUCAUCUAAUUUUUAAUUAUCAAGGAAAGGUCCAUAAUUACUAGUCUAAAGUAGACUUAUCCAUUUUUUUUUAGAAUUAAUGAUUUCACUAAUGAAUUGAC
Messenger RNA from Paramecium sonneborni, 736 nucleotides. The record is from the annotation of a GenBank genome assembly. Lineage: Eukaryota; Ciliophora; Oligohymenophorea; Peniculida; Parameciidae.